Messenger RNA from Fomitopsis serialis, 2136 nucleotides. RefSeq lists its product as uncharacterized. The coding region runs from base 1 to 2136 and encodes 711 amino acids. The record is from RefSeq and is a predicted model, not a curated record. Gene Ontology annotation, molecular function: phosphatidate phosphatase activity. The transcript has 5 exons. Lineage: Eukaryota; Fungi; Basidiomycota; Agaricomycetes; Polyporales; Fomitopsidaceae. Gene Ontology annotation, cellular component: actin cortical patch.
AUGUCUAGUGACUACGACAUGCCUUCGUUCCGGUCGCUCGCAAGUGCUGCCUCCCGCUCUAUCAAAGGUUACGUCGUGUCGCGUGAAUCCAAACGACCAGCCUUGGUUGUUCAGGGGACCGGAGGCGAGAAUGGGACUAGGCAGUCGUGGAGUCAAUGGGCUGGGCAGAAACUCAAACAAGUCCAGGGAGGUGCGUCGGGCACAGAGUCGCUGGUUUUGUUCCCCGGAUGGGCCACCAGGAGGUUUCACGAGGCACCCGAAACGAAGAUUAGUCUAGAAGAGGCACCCUUCGAUGUCGAAGUCUUCAUGUCAGGUUUCGCGUCUAAGUCAAGCGGGGCUGGUUUCAACACACGCUCAGGAAGAGCAUUCCUCAAGAUUGCCACCACAUUCGCUGCCUUGCCGAAGCUGGCCGCUCAAUUAACGACGAACAGCCCACCGCCCAUAUCAAGAAAUGUAAGCAGGUCGACGGAAGACCUGCUCAAGGAUGUACAUCUUCCUGCUCCGCCAGAUGAGAUGGACGAAAACGCAGAAGCGGAAGAACUAGAGCGACGACUACGUGAUCUUGACAUCGAGACGGCCAGCACCGCCUCGAUGGCCACGGACGCCUCCUCGCUCUCCUAUCCUUCGUCUGUCUCAUCAACCUCGUCGGGCUAUGGCACUCCGCGUGCGGAUACCAGGGGCCCUGUGAGCGCCGCGGCGGCGGAGCUCAUGCAAAAAUGGAACACGAACCUGCAAGCACGGUUGCACCCUUUCUGGUGCUCCGUCCUUCCUGCACGGACCGUUCGCAUUUCGAUAUUCGCCACUGACCCAUCCUUAGAAGAAUUUCGUGACAAGGUCGCGGAUGAUCAGCCACGUCGACCUUUGGCUACACAAGACGUUGUGACAGGGCCAGACGGCGCGUUCCAGGUGGCGUUCCGCGUCCCGUGGAAGGCUCUGUGUACACACCCGCAAGGAGUCCAGAUUGCGUCCAGCGAUAGACAGCGAGAGCACGACCUGAUCGUCACUGCCGACUUGAUGCCGCCGCCUUCGCCUCGCACACCGACCGCCACAGCAUUCCCGCAGCAGCCGUUGCAAGGGGUGGAUGAAGCGGAUUCGACCGUCACGGCACUUCUGUCGGUGCCUCUCACGUACACGACUGUUCGUGUCAUUUCCGAUAUCGAUGACACCGUGAAACUUGCCAUCUUCCAGAACGUCUUUGUCAAGGACCUCGACGAGAGCAUCAUACCCGGAAUGGCGGAGUGGUACAUGAACAUGUGGACACGCGGCGUCCGCUUUCAUUAUGUGGUCGGUGCCUUAAUUCACUGGACACUGUGCCGGCUGCCUCCUGGCUCCAUUAAGCUCCGGUCUUAUGCGGGCCGUUCGCUCUUCAGUGGACUUCUCUCCGCACCCGCGGCCCGGAAACGAGCCAGCGUCCUUGACGUAGUCAAUAGCUUCCCUGACGCCCGCUUCGUAUGCGUCGGUGACUCCGGCGAGCAAGACCUUGAGCUAUACGCGAGCAUCGCGAAGGAGAAGCCGGCACAGGUCCUAGCGAUAUUUAUCCGCGAUGUGAGUGCCGACAGCGGACUGCCGCCCCUCGACGACCCAACGGGUGUCAGGGUAUUGCGGAUGGAGAAGGACCCACAACAAGGCAAUCGCCCUGUGCCGGUGGCGAUCUCCAGGCGACCCAGUUCGAGGAAGGGCUUCGCGGCUGGUGGUCCCACUGGCAUGGCGCGGUCGAUAUCUGGCAUGGACGUACCUGUCCAUGAGCCAGCGCGGAAGCCAGCAAGAAUGCACUCCGACAACGAAUUACUCCCCGGCCAUCACGAGCCUGUUGGCUACUUCACAUCGACUUCUCCGACGACGUCCCCGCUGACAGAGGAACCCGAGGACUAUUUCAGGUCGACUCAUUCCUCGCCCCAGUUGCGCACAGGGCAGGACGCGUCAUCAGUACCGUCAACACCUCCUGGAUCUCGACAGACAUUGUCGGAACCCGAGCGGCGGCGGCUGGACUAUCAAAGUCGUGUAUGGCGAGCUAGGCUGGAAGCACCGGAACAUAUACCCUUGCGGAUUUUCCGCAGACCUGAUGAAUGUAUGGAGGCGCACAUUAUACUCGAGGGACUACUAGGACGACGGGAAGAGAAUAACUUAAUGGACUGA